UCCCAAGUUAUGCUUCCAGAAAUUCAGAUUAUGAUUGAUGAUAGUCUGGGAUUCACUAUUUAUGUAUUUGGAUGGCUUCUACCUGAAGACCAUGAACUGUACACUACAAACUUGAGAUCAGUUACUAACAUUACUGUGUCUGACCUUGUAAAGAGUAUCGGCACAUUGUCUAUUUGUCCUGAGGUGAAACCAUUUGAAUUGUCAAGCAGUAUCCUGCAUCAUGUAAUUGCAAAGUCUGUUGAUCCUUUGCUCAAUGAUGAUGAUGAUGGUAGUUCAUUUCCACAUCAAGAAUAUUGGAGAACUCGUGGUUGUGCAGUUUUGUUUGAUAAUGGCAAACAGUGUUGUAGUUGUCAUCAUUAUUCACAUAAAUCUGAACUCAGUCACAUGGCAAAGCAAAAGAAACUAGCUGAGCCAGCGCAUCUAUUUUCACCUGUCUCACAGACCACACCAGAGCGAAUUAAGCUAACACUGCAGAUGCAAAGGUUUAAAUGUGCUGAACUUGAGCAAAAACUCGAGGAAAUGAAGCUUGAAAUACAGAAAUCCAGUGUUGAAGUUGACCACCAGUUGAGCCAGGAUAUUACCAGCAUUCUUGGUAAAUCAGACAUGAACAUAACGCCGUUUAUGGAUCUAUUUUGGCAGCAGCAAAAAAAGCUGUUGACCAGAAGCUCAACAGGUGUACGGUACCAUCCCAUGGUCAUACCCUACUGUUUAUCUCUUGCUACAAAAUCACCAGCCUGCUAUGAAGAAUUGCGCAAGA
Messenger RNA from Pocillopora damicornis (cauliflower coral), 757 nucleotides. RefSeq lists its product as uncharacterized. Lineage: Eukaryota; Metazoa; Cnidaria; Anthozoa; Scleractinia; Pocilloporidae. The record is from RefSeq and is a predicted model, not a curated record.